Messenger RNA from Balearica regulorum gibbericeps (East African grey crowned-crane), 158 nucleotides. The record is from RefSeq and is a predicted model, not a curated record. NCBI's taxonomy places the organism in Eukaryota, Metazoa, Chordata, Aves, Gruiformes, Gruidae.
UUGGCUGGGGGAGCGAUCAAGGGAUUGGAGGAUUUGGAGAGGAACCAGGAAUUAAAGCACAGCUAACGAACCUUAUUCGAUCUGUACGAACCGUUAUGAGAGUGCCAUUAAUAGCGGUGAACUCCAUUACAAUCAUUCUCCUCCUGUUGUUUGGUUGA